GCUCUGACGUGGGGGGAGCGCCGUGCUUGCCUCGCCUGUGGGUGUAGGGGGGGGAAGGCCUCGGAGUGGGGGCUCAGUUUGCCCCUCCUGGCUCCACAGCCGACCUCAGCGUCUCCAGGAAACGCUCGGGCGCCCAACCCGUCGUCAUAGCAACGCGGGAGGGGCCAGGGCGUCUAGGGGUGGAUGAUUGACGUGGGGGGUCUAGCUCGGGCCACCCGCCAGGGAGGGUGCGCCGGCCGGGUAUUAACCCUUCUGGGCCUAGAGUUGGGGAGCUGCAGAGGCUGAGGGGUGCCUUAUCUUCUCCCUGCCCCCACACCUUGUAGGCAACCCAGAGAGCAGCUGCCCCCCCUCCCCACCAGGAAAUGCUCUGGCGCCUGUUGUGGCUUGAAAGGGGGGGGGGACUCCUCUCCCACCCUCCCUGCGGUAGGUUGAGGGGAGUGGACAGACCGAGAGCUCAGAAGUACCUCCUCCAGCCACUGAGGCAGGCACGAAUAGCUGCUCUAGGUGUCAGGCUGUGUGUCUGUUGAGGGGACGAGAUGGAGGUAGGAGGAACCUGGCAGUUUGGAGGGGGCAGGGUGAGAGCUUUAUCCCCUACUCUUUUUUUUUUUUUUUUCAAGAUUUUAUUUAUUCUUGAGAGACACACAGAGAGAGGCAGAGACACAGGCAGAGGGAGAAGCAGGCUCAAUGCAGGGAGCCCGAUGCAGGACUCAAUCCCAGGACCCCAAGAUCAUGCCCUGGGCCAAAGGCAGGCACUCAACCUCUGAGCCACCCAGGCGUCCCUAUCCCUUACUCUUAGGGUCUCUUGGACUUUCAAAAUGUUGGUGCUGGGCCCUGGGAAUGUUUUCAAUCACUGUAGGCCUCGGGAGGUGCCUGCCCAAGCCUCUGGCCCAGCUUGGGGCCUGGGCAGGAGUCCUUCAGAGGCUGAUCUUUGAGAAGGGGCAGGAAGAGGGGGCAGCUUGCAGUACCCAAGGGGAAGGGUAUGUCUUCAGGGGUCCUUCUCUGACCCAACCAAGGGACCCUCUCCCCACUUCUGUGGGUCAGGAAAUGCUGUGUGACUGUGGGCAAAAUGCUUAACUCCUCUGAGCCCAAGUGGCUACAGUUUCGCAAAUUCCUGAGCAUCCCUGGGUGAUAGCUUGUGCCAGUCCCAGGGAUAGCAGUGACCCACACAGACCAUACCCUUCCUCUUGAAUCCUGUCAGGGGUGGAGUGGGGGUAGAUGAUCCAGACAGGUAAGAGUCAAGGGGCCCCCAGGGAAGUACUCUCUUUACUCAGUCCUUGCAGAGUUGUCCUCCUUCCCUAUCCUUUGAUGUGUCCCCUCUGUGCUGUAGACUAGGCUUCCAUUGCCCUCCUCCCUGCUCUGUUCCCAAAGGCAGACAGGUCUGGGACUUGGAACCUACCAGAGGAAGUGGCCUGUCAGCCUGUCCCCCUGCCAGCUCUGGCCUGCCACCAGCAUCUCCACCCUCUGCUGACAUGGGAACUCCCCUGUCUAGCACCCGGUCUUCUCCCCUCCUCCAACUGAAGAGAGGUUGGGAGCCUGGAGACCCCACCCCAGUAGUCCUGCUCUUCCUUCCACUCCCUAUUGGAGGAGGAGGGGGAGUGGUCUGCACAGCAGCUCUAGGGAGGAGCCCUCUGGGAGGGAGUUUCCUCUUGAAGCUGCCAAUUGAUUUUUGUGUGUUUGGGGUGUCUUGUGUCCAACUGGGAGUCCAGCUAACCUGCCUUUCCAGCCAGGAGGACAUAGGGCCUGUUGGGAUGGGCCUGGAAUCCGGGACAAUGCUCUCACUAGUCUAAGAGCGCUGUAGCGGCUCCCAGUCCUGUGAUGGGGAGCAUGGCCCCCAAUGACGCAAUGGCAGCGGGCCCCAUGGCACCCGGAUUCUUCCAGGGCCCCCUCGGCUCCCAGCAGCCCCCCCACAACCCCAACGCCCCCAUGAUGGGGCCUCAUGUUCAGCCCUUCAUGUCACCGCGGUUCCCAGGGGGCCCCCGGCCCACCCUGCGGAUGCCGAGUCAGCCUCCUGUGGGCCUCCCUGGCUCCCAGCCCCUCCUCCCUGGCACCAUGGAACCCUCCCCGCGAGCUCAGGGGCAUCCAAGCAUGGGCCCGAUGCAGAGAGUGACACCUCCACGGGGCAUGGCCAGCGUUGGACCCCAGGUGAGGGCUGGGUCCAGGAGAGGAGGUGCACGUCAGGGGCUUCCCCCAACACCUUGGCCUGCACUCACAGCCCUUUUGCUUUUCCAGAGUUAUGGAGGUGGCAUGCGGCCCCCACCCAACUCCCUUGCUGGCCCAGGCCUGCCCACCAUGAACAUGGGCCCUGGAGUGCGAGGCCCGUGGGCCAGCCCCAGUGGAAACUCGAUUCCCUAUUCCUCCUCCUCCCCUGGCAGCUACUCGGGACCCCCAGGAGGAGGUGGGCCCCCUGGAACACCCAUCAUGCCCAGUCCUGGAGACUCUACCAACUCCAGCGAGAACAUGUACACUAUCAUGAACCCCAUUGGCCCGGGUGCCGGCAGGGCUAAUUUCCCGCUCGGUCCUGGUCCGGAGGGCCCCAUGGCGGCCAUGAGUGCGAUGGAGCCUCACCACGUGAAUGGAUCCCUGGGCUCGGGCGAUAUGGACGGGUUGCCGAAGAGCUCCCCCGGCGCCGUGGCCGGCCUGAGCAACGCCCCGGGCACCCCGCGGGACGACGGUGAGAUGGCGGCCGCCGGGACCUUCCUGCACCCGUUCCCGAGCGAAAGCUACUCGCCCGGGAUGACCAUGAGCGUGUGAUGGGGCAGCAGCCCCUUGCCCACUGCCGGCCUCGGCUUCUGCCCAGUGCCCCUCCCUGCCUGGGACCAAGGUCCAGGGGCUUGGGCACUCUGCUGGGUGAGGGUCUGAGGUCACACCUUGGGUGACUGUACUCCAUCCAGUUCAAGGAUUGGACAGCUGGGAGGCCCCGCACGAAGGACUCUCAUUUUAUAAAAAAAAAAAAAAAAAAAGACAAAACAAACAAACAACAAAAAAAAAAACGCAAGGACCUCAGAGACUUUCUUUCCUUACAGGCCCUACCUGCCAUUUCUAUUUUGUCCCAGGGGGCUCCUUGGGGACCUCCUUUCCCCUGGACGGCAGGGGUGGGCCCCAUCAAUAAAUGUAACUUGGUUUUGGUUUUUGGUA
Messenger RNA from Nyctereutes procyonoides (raccoon dog), 3135 nucleotides. It is a transcript of the gene SSBP4, whose product is annotated as single stranded DNA binding protein 4. Gene Ontology annotation, molecular function: protein binding; single-stranded DNA binding. The transcript is spliced from 14 exons. Gene Ontology annotation, biological process: positive regulation of transcription by RNA polymerase II. Gene Ontology annotation, cellular component: nucleus. The coding region runs from base 1816 to 2751 and encodes 311 amino acids. NCBI's taxonomy places the organism in Eukaryota, Metazoa, Chordata, Mammalia, Carnivora, Canidae. The record is from RefSeq and is a predicted model, not a curated record.